AUAGUAGGGUUCUGAUAAACCAACCGGCGGCACCGCCACCAGCAUUCCCACGUCGGGGAACACUAGCAAUGGACUUCGACGAGUACGAUUAUUUGGAGAAAACCGUGGAAGAAACCAACGGUCCUCCGUCCAAAACGAAGGAGACUAAGGACUCCGCCGAGAAAGAGAGAGACAAGGAGAAAGGAUAUCGGAGAAAAGAGCGUGGCGACGAGGACGAAGGUGAUAUUGACGAGGACGAAAGAGAUCGGAAAAAUUCCUCCAGCAAAAGGUCCCGCGGAGAUGACGAAAACGGCCGAGAUAGAGACCGCGAGAGGGAACGAGAUAGGGAUAGGGAGAAGGAGAGGAGCUCGCUGCACCGGAGUCGAGAUAGGGAGAGUGAGAGGAGUUCGAGGGACAGGGAUAGAGACAAGGAGAAGAGGGAGAAAGAGAGAGAUAGGGAUAGGGAAAGAGACAGGGAGAGGAGAGACAGAGACAAGGAGAAGGAGAGGGAGAGGGAUAGGGACAGGGACAAGGAGAAGGAGAAGGACAGGGAGAGGAGGGAUAGGGAAAAGGAGAAGGAAAGAGAUAGGGAAACGGAGAGGUCGAAGGAAAUGGAGAGGUCAAGGAGGAGCCGAAGCAGGUCCAGGCUCGAUCGUGAAAGGGAGAGAGAGUUGAUCAGGGAACGAGAGCGCGAGCUCGAGAUGAGGGAAAGCAGAUGCAUCUUAAUGGGCUAACAUGCGGAAACUUCUUCACGGCUUGUCUGAAGAAAGUGGCUUUUCCACAUAUUGGUUUUGAUAAGGUUGGCAACGCAUGUGGUGAGGCUGUAUCAGUUUUCCAGCCUUUUGUUCACUGUGAAGACGAAAAUGCCUUAUCCCCAUAAUUCUUGUUCCCACUUUGCAGUGAAACAGGGACCAGAAUAGCAAAUCCUCUGUUUGAAUGACUUUUUUGAUUCAAAAUAUCAGUGAACUCGAGUGUCCUAAUGAACACAAUCUUAAUUGAAGUAUAAAUAAUCAACGGUCUUAAAUCAUCCAGAAUAGUGAUUGGAGUGAACUUAUGAACGUUAUUCCAGUCAUUUUCCUUGCUGAAAUCAUAAGCCAGAUUUUAGGUUUCUGGUUUACUUCUUGUUAUCCCCCCUGUUUUUCUUUGAUAUUCCUUCUAAUCUUAAUUGUACUUAAGCUUAAAACUGUUUUUUAAUUUGAGUCAUCCAUUGCUGUUGGGUAGAAGUGACUUGGUCUACAUGAAUAAGGGGGCUUUAGUUGACAAUUAGCGAAAACAUUUAGUUUCUAAUCUGCUUGUUAUUGGAACCAUUGAAGGUGGAUUGCUAAUGAAGUAUAAAAAUUUGCUAAGCAUUGAAAAAUGAUGUGCUUGUUCUCACUUUCUUGCUGACCACUGGCUGAGGAACUUUAUACAAUCUUAGUCUAGAAUGUUUUAUGUUUAUACUUGUUAAAUUUGAAGUUGGUAUUCGUUUUUGGUAUUUCUGUUAUCAAAAAGUUUGAUUUAUGGAAAAGUAGGGUGCUGGCUUGGAAUUUAAGGAGGUUGAUUAUCUCUGUGGUAGGGAGGAGAACAUGAUGUUGAGGUUGAGAUAAGUUUUUCUACAAGAAAAUACACCUAUAAGGCUUUAUAUGUUAAUAUGUUCCUCUCAUUGUAGGGUUUAUACUUACUAUUUUCUGAGUCAUUUAUGCAGGAGAUUUAAAGAAAAGAAAGAAGCGGUGGAACCUGAGGCUGACCCAGAAAGGGAUCAGAGAACAGUAUUUGCUUACCAGAUGCCCUUGAAGGCAACUGAGAGGGAUGUUUACGAGUUUUUCUCAAAAGCAGGAAAGGUGAGGGAUGUACGUCUUAUCAUGGAUCGAAAUUCGAGGAGAUCAAAAGGAGUUGGGUACAUUGAGUUCUUUGAUUCCAUGUCUGUGCCGAUGGCAAUUGCUCUAUCUGGGCAUCUACUUCUUGGACAGCCUGUUAUGGUUAAACCAUCAGAGGCAGAAAAGAACCUUGUUCCAUCAAAUGCUUCCAGUAAUUCAAGCGUUGUGGGCCCGUAUGGUGCAACAGAUAGGAAACUCUAUGUUGGAAAUUUACAUUUCAACAUGACUGAAUUUCAGCUUAAACAGAUUUUUGAAGCAUUUGGGCCCGUUGAACUUGUACAGCUGCCUACUGAUCCUGAGACUGGACAUUGCAAAGGUUUUGGCUUUGUUCAAUUUGCUCAACUAGAACAUGCAAAGGCUGCGCAAGUUCUAAAUGGGAAAUUGGAGAUUGCUGGUCGAACUAUUAAGGUUUCAUCUGUUACAGAUCAUGUUGGAGUGCAAGAUUCAGGGCAGAAAACUGCCGAUUUUGAUGAUGAUGAUGGGGGUGGAUUGGCUUUGAAUGCUCAAUCAAGAGCAAUGCUAAUGGCAAAACUGGAUCGUAGUGGGAUUGCGUCAAGUGUUGCUGGUUCCCUUGGAGUACCUGCGCUUAAUGGCGCAACUCCUGCACAACAAUCCAUAACCAUGCCCAUGGUUGCACCUACAGCAAUGUCUGCUCCAGUACUUCCAGCACAAGUUUUAAUGCCCCCAGAGCCCAUUGGCAACCCAAGCGAGUGUUUACUUUUGAAGAAUAUGUUUGAUCCUGCAACUGAGAUGGAUCCAGAAUUUGAUUUGGACAUCAGGGAUGAUGUGCGUGAAGAAUGUUCAAACUAUGGCCCGGUGAAGCAUAUCCAUGUGGACAAGAAUAGUGCUGGCUAUGUUUAUUUGCGCUUUGAGAAUGUGGAGGCUGCAGCACGCGCUCAACAAGCCAUGCACAAGCGAUGGUUUGCUCGCCGAUUGAUUUCAGCAAUCUUCUUGCAACCAUAUGAAUAUGAUGCAAAAUUUAAAGGGGCUGCUUGAUACUGUUCUGCAUGCUGGAAUCAAUGUGGAUGGAGUACAACCUUAAAGUGGAGUUGCUGAGCGUGUUUGCUUAUGGUUUCAUUACGAUGUGGAUGACAAUAACUCUACUUGCUUCACAUGUAUAAUUUGGUUUUAGAUUUGGUUAUUGUUAUGUGGUGGAUGUGUAUACAAUUUGAUCGGUUAUUUUCCCUUUGAAAUGUAGUACCGAAUAUUUUUAUUAGCAUGA
Coffea arabica (coffee) is the source of this 3057-nucleotide messenger RNA. The record is from RefSeq and is a predicted model, not a curated record. NCBI's taxonomy places the organism in Eukaryota, Viridiplantae, Streptophyta, Magnoliopsida, Gentianales, Rubiaceae.